Messenger RNA from Gracilinanus agilis (Agile Gracile Mouse Opossum), 1524 nucleotides. It is a transcript of the gene BMPR1B, whose product is annotated as bone morphogenetic protein receptor type 1B. NCBI's taxonomy places the organism in Eukaryota, Metazoa, Chordata, Mammalia, Didelphimorphia, Didelphidae. Gene Ontology annotation, biological process: cellular response to growth factor stimulus; BMP signaling pathway; dorsal/ventral pattern formation. The record is from RefSeq and is a predicted model, not a curated record. Gene Ontology annotation, cellular component: signaling receptor complex; plasma membrane. The transcript has 10 exons. Gene Ontology annotation, molecular function: ATP binding; transforming growth factor beta receptor activity, type I; SMAD binding. The coding region runs from base 16 to 1524 and encodes 502 amino acids.
AAUUUCCUUGACAAUAUGCUUUUGAGAAGUUCGGGAAAGUUGAAUGUGGAUAACAAGAAGGAAGAUGGUGUGAUCACAGCCCCCACCCCUCGGCCAAAGGUUUUGCAAUGCAAGUGCCACCAUCACUGUCCUGAAGACUCUGUCAACAAUAUCUGCAGCACAGAUGGCUACUGUUUCACUAUGAUAGAAGAAGAUGAUUCUGGGAUGCCUGUGGUUACUUCUGGAUGUCUAGGAUUAGAGGGCUCGGACUUUCAGUGCCGGGACACUCCCAUUCCUCACCAAAGGAGGUCAAUUGAAUGUUGCACAGAACGGAAUGAAUGCAAUAAAGACCUUCACCCUACAUUGCCUCCAUUGAAAAAUCGAGAAUUUGUUGAUGGACCCAUACAUCAUAAGGCCUUACUGAUAUCUGUGACAGUCUGUAGCUUCCUUCUUGUCCUUAUAAUUUUAUUCUGUUAUUUCAGGUAUAAAAGACAAGAAGCUAGACCUCGUUACAGCAUUGGACUGGAACAGGAUGAGACCUACAUCCCCCCAGGGGAAUCGCUGAAAGAUUUAAUUGAACAAUCUCAGAGCUCCGGGAGUGGAUCCGGACUCCCUCUGCUGGUCCAAAGGACUAUAGCUAAGCAGAUUCAGAUGGUGAAACAGAUUGGAAAAGGUCGCUAUGGGGAAGUUUGGAUGGGAAAGUGGCGUGGUGAAAAGGUAGCUGUGAAAGUGUUCUUCACCACCGAGGAAGCCAGCUGGUUCAGAGAGACAGAAAUAUAUCAGACGGUCUUGAUGAGGCAUGAAAAUAUUUUGGGAUUUAUUGCUGCAGAUAUCAAAGGCACAGGGUCUUGGACCCAACUAUACCUAAUCACAGACUACCAUGAGAAUGGCUCCUUGUAUGAUUAUCUGAAGUCCACUACUCUAGAUACCAAAGCAAUGCUAAAACUUGCCUAUUCUUCAGUCAGUGGCCUAUGCCACUUACAUACGGAGAUCUUUAGCACUCAAGGAAAACCAGCAAUUGCACAUCGCGAUCUGAAAAGUAAGAACAUCCUGGUGAAGAAAAAUGGAGCAUGCUGUAUAGCUGAUCUGGGAUUGGCGGUUAAAUUUAUUAGUGACACCAAUGAAGUAGACAUCCCACCCAACACUCGGGUUGGCACCAAACGGUACAUGCCACCGGAAGUUCUGGAUGAGAGUUUGAAUCGGAACCACUUCCAGUCCUACAUCAUGGCAGAUAUGUAUAGUUUUGGUCUCAUUCUGUGGGAAAUUGCCCGGAGAUGUGUAUCUGGCGGAAUAGUAGAAGAAUACCAGCUUCCCUACCAUGACCUGGUACCCAGUGACCCCUCCUAUGAAGACAUGAGGGAAAUUGUGUGCAUCAAGAAACUCCGUCCAUCCUUUCCCAACAGAUGGAGUAGUGAUGAGUGUCUACGGCAAAUGGGGAAACUCAUGACAGAAUGCUGGGCUCACAAUCCUGCCUCUCGUCUCACAGCUCUCCGGGUUAAGAAAACGCUUGCCAAAAUGUCAGAGUCACAGGACAUUAAACUUUGA